UACCGCCAUUUUCGUUGCGGCGGCCGUUGGUUUUGUCGCCAGUGGAAAAUGCCUUCGAUAACGUAGCGCCUCCAGAAGUUAUGGUCCGAGUGUGUGGAAAUGUGGAUGUAAGAUAAGCGCAGAAUCAUCAUGUAUAUCAGACAGAUCAUUAUUCAAGGAUUUAAGAGUUAUCGGGAACAGACUGUCAUUGAUCCUUUUGACCCUCGGCACAAUGUAGUGGUUGGUCGAAAUGGUUCUGGCAAGAGUAACUUCUUCUAUGCUAUCCAGUUUGUACUCAGCGAUGAGUUCAACCACCUCCGAGCAGAGCAACGGCAGGCCCUCCUCCAUGAGGGUACGGGCCCACGCGUUAUAUCUGCCUUUGUUGAGAUUAUCUUUGAUAAUGCUGAUGGCAGAAUACCUAUUGACAAGAACGAGGUAUGUUUGCGUCGCGUUAUUGGUGCCAAAAAAGAUCAGUACUUUCUUAACAGAAAAGCAGUUACAAAGCUUGAUGUGAUGAAUCUCUUGGAAUCUGCAGGAUUCUCUCGAUCGAACCCAUAUUACAUCGUCAAACAGGGUAAGAUCAACCAAAUGGCAACAGCCCCUGACUCCCAAAGAUUAAAACUCCUAAGGGAAGUUGCUGGUACACGAGUGUACGAUGAAAGAAGAGAGGAAUCCAAAGUAAUUCUAAAAGAAACCCAAAGUAAGAGAGAAAAAAUUGAGGAGUUCCUGCGGACAAUAGAAGACAGACUACAGACUCUGGAAGAGGAGAAAGAAGAAUUGAAAGAGUACCAGAAGUAUGACAAAAUGCGUAGAGCACUGGAAUACACAAUUCAUGAUCGUGAGCUGAAAGAAACUAGAAAAAAAUUGACUGAUAUGGAGAACCAGCGCAAAAACUCAGGAGCUGAGCAAGAACAAUUCCGGCAGCAGCUACAGAAGGCCCAGGAAUCAAUCAAGACUUACUCAAAAGAAAUGAAAGAUGUUAAAUCCAAACUGUCUCAGGUAAAAGAAGAGAGAGACACGUACAAUAUGGAACAGCAACAACUUUUGAAAGAGAAAACAAAACUGGAGUUCACAAUAAAGGACUUGGCAGAUGAAGUUCAAGGAGACAACAAAUCAAAGGAGAGGGCAGAGAAGGAAUUAUUGAAGCUGAGAAGUACAAUCUCCCAGAAGGAAGCCGAGCUGGAAGCCAUCAGACCCCAAUAUGAAGAAAUGAAGGCUCGAGAAGAUGAGGCACAACAUGAGCUGUCCAUGAAAGAUCAGAAACGGAAGGAGCUGUAUGCUAAGCAGGGUCGAGGAAGCCAGUUCACCUCCAAGGAACAGCGGGACCAGUGGAUCCAGAAGGAAUUAAGAUCGAUAGAACGCGCGAUGGGUGAAAAAAAGGACCAAAUCAGGCGGCUUGAUGAAGAGAUAAAUCGAGAUGGGGAACGGAACAAAGAAUUAGAGAAACGAUUACAGGAGCUCUCCACAGACACAGAAAACUACAGACAGAGUAUUGAUGAGCACAACAAAGUCUUUUAUGAAAUGAAGAAGCGAAAAGACCAAUUACAGAGUGAACGGAAUGAACACUGGCGUAAAGAGAACAACCUGCAACAGAAUGUGAGCUCACUCAAGGAUGAACUCUCCAGAGCAGACCAGUCAUUGCGUUCCAUGGCUGGCAAGCCAAUCCUCAAUGGUCGUGAUAGUGUUCAGAAAGUGUUGGAUACAUUCCGAGAUCGUGGGGGUCACUUGGGAGAAAUUGCUACCCAGUAUUAUGGACUUCUUAUUGAGAAUUUUGAAUGUGAGCGAUCCAUCUAUACUGCUGUGGAAGUUACUGCUGGUAAUAAACUUUUUCAUCACAUUGUAGAGUCUGACAAGAUUGGUACUCAGAUCCUGAAGGAGAUGAACAAACAAAAGUUGCCUGGGGAGGUAACUUUCAUGCCUCUCAACAGACUCACUGUAAAAGACAUUGAUUAUCCCCAAACCAAUGAUGCCAUCCCAAUGGUGAGCAAGCUGACUUACUCACAGCGCUACCAUAAAGCUCUCAAGUAUAUUUUUGGGCGUACCUUGAUAUGUCGUAAUUUAGAGGUGGCAACUCAUCUUGCUCGUUCAACAAGACUUGAUUGUGUCACUCUUGAUGGAGAUCAAGUAUCAAGUAAAGGCUCACUGACUGGUGGAUACUUCAACACCUCACGUUCACGCCUUGAGAUCCAGAAGACCAGGUCUGAACUGCGAGACCAAAUCACUACAGCAGAGACUGAGCUAAGAACAUUACAAGACACCCUGAGAAACACAGAACAAGAAAUAAACAAGAUUGUAUCUGAAAUGCAGAAGACAGAGAUCAAGAACAGUAAAGCCAAAAACUUGUUUGAGAAAGUAAAAACAGACAUUCGACUAAUGAAAGAGGAACAGUCAGGACUUGAACGCACCAAGCAGCCAAAGGAGCGAUCACUAACACAAUUAAAAGCAAACCUGGAAGCCAUGAUGGCUACCAAAGAAGGUCUUGAGUCUGAGCUUCACCAGGACCUCAUGGCUACCCUUAGUGUUCAGGACCAACAUGAAGUUGAUCAGUUGAAUGAUGACAUCAGACGGCUCACUCAAGAAAACAAGGAAGCUUUCACAAGACGCAUGAAGUUGGAGGCAGAUAAGAACAAGCUGGAGAAUCUUCUUACAAAUAAUCUUCAUCGAAGAAAAGAUGAACUUAUGCAGGCCUUGCAAGAAAUAUCGGUAGAAGACCGUAAGCGCCAGUUAGAGCACAGUCAAAGUGAGAUACAGAGAGUUGAUGCCCGGAUUGAUGAAGUGGCUAUACAGUACAAAGAUGUAGAGAAGAAAGUCUCAGAACAUCAGAAGAAAGAAAAGAGUUUGAAGUCUGAAUUAGAGAAGGUUAAGACAAAGGAGAAGGAAGUAAUGGAAAGAAUGGAGGAAGAUGCCAAGGACUUGGAGAAAAUGGCAUCAAAACAAAAUCUUUUGCAUCAGAAGAUUGAUGAAUGCACCAAGAAGAUUCGUGAUCUGGGGUCUUUACCCUCUGAGGCCUUUGAUAAAUAUCAGAAUCUACCAACCAAACAGCUUUUUAAGAAAUUGGAAGGUUCCAACAUGGAGCUGAAGAAAUACUCCCAUGUGAAUAAAAAAGCCUUGGACCAGUUCAUAUCUUUCUCCGAGCAAAAGGAGAAGUUGGUGAUGAGAAAAGAGGAGUUAGAUAGAGGAUAUGAUAAGAUUAAAGAACUUAUGAACGUCCUAGAACACCGCAAAUAUGAAGCCAUUCAGUUCACCUUCAAGCAAGUAUCUAAGUAUUUCAGUGAGGUGUUCAAGAAGCUGGCACCUCAAGGGCAUGCUCAACUGGUAAUGAAAUCUGACAGGGAUGAUGAAAGUGAGCAUGAAGAACAGGGAACAGUGGACAACUUUACUGGAGUUGGUAUUCGUGUGUCAUUCACUGGCAGAAAUGCUGAAAUGAGGGAAAUGAACCAGCUGUCAGGAGGUCAGAAGUCUUUGGUGGCUCUCGCCCUCAUCUUUGCUAUUCAAAAGUGUGAUCCAGCUCCAUUCUACCUCUUUGAUGAAAUUGAUCAGGCCCUUGAUGCUCAACACAGAAAGGCUGUAGCAGAUAUGAUUCAUGAACUGAGUAAAGAUGCCCAGUUCAUCACAACCACUUUCAGACCAGAGCUGCUGGAACAUGCUAACAAGUUCUAUGGUGUAAAAUUUAGAAACAAAGUGUCCCAUGUGGAAUGUGUGUCAAGAGAAGAAGCUUAUGACUUUGUUGAAGAUGAUCAGACUCAUGGUUAAACUGUAGUGGUUGUGUUUGUUAUGGCUGUGCAGUGUGUGUGUGUUCUCCGAGAAUUUUCAAGAGCGAACACUGACUAGCCCCUAGUGAAUAUUCCCUAUGACAUCCAGAUUAUAUUUUUUAGAUUAUAUGAGGAGAACUUUUAUGCAAGGCAUGUACAGAUUUUUUUAUGUGAAAUGAUUGGUAAAGUAUGAAUAUGUGAUUGUAUGAAAAGAUAAGUGGAAAUGUGAUGUUAUUGAUGUGUAUAUAUUUAUUUUCUCCACAGGCAUUGUGUGCUUGUGUAUUGAAAACGGAUGUUGUAUCUGUACAAAAAGAUAUAUUCAUACAAAAUUAGCUUAUUUUCUAAUGUGCAUAAAUGUGAAGGGACCUGAGGUACCAUAAUAUUCUAUAAAAGAAAGCGCUUUUGUUGACAGGGUUUUUUAUUAAAACAAUUUCUUGUUUUAUUUUACAUUUGUAAUUGAUAUUAAUUUUUUAUAUAAUUUUUUCAGUUUCAUUUUAUGUUUGUAAAAGAGGCAUUUUUUUAAGCAAUCUUCAGUUUUAUUCAACAUUUGCAAAUUUUGUAUUAAUUUUAAACUUAUAUUCUCUGCAGUUCUUGAUAUACUGUAAUUGUGAUUUCAGUUCAUGUAAAUGGCCAAAUCCUCCAAGGAAACUGGUUUAUACAAAGUGCUCUUUUUUAUUUCUUUUAUAAUAAAAGAUAAAGCUUAAAACAUCCAUUAUUUUCCUGUAAAACUACAAAUACAGUAUAAUCUUUGAACACAACUUACUAUUACCAAUGAAUUAUUUUAUACUGGUGUGGUGCAGUAUGGCUAGAACAUACAGUAUUUUCCAUCAGGUUUAUCCUGGUAACGUAAAGUUAACAGUAGAUUCCUGUGUGAUUAUGACACAAGUACUACACUAUGACACUAGUACUACAUUUUAUGACAUUAGUACUACAGUAUGACACUAGUAAUACACUUUUACACUAAUACUACAUUUUAUGACACUAGUACUACAUUAUGACACGAGUACUACAUUAUGACACGAGUACUACAGUAUGACACUAGUACUACACUUUGACACCUAAUACUCUUUUAAGACUAUUAAUACAUCUACUGAUGCUAUGAUGGAAAUUGUUGGGGUUUGAAUGCUGCCAGCAGCCUGUGAUUGAUGGUCUUGUAGUAUACAAUUUCCAUGGCUGGAUGAAGUGUACUUGUAUCCUCUACAUUUUUUGUUCGUUGAUUAUUAUUUUUUUGUGUGGUGUGGGAGGGGGGGCGUCCAAGCACCUUAGAAACCCCCUGGUAGGGCUAAGACUAAUUAAACUAGCACCAAGUACAGUUCCACUUCAGACUAGUGCCAUAGUCAGAUAAUAAUUAUUUUUGAAAAAUAAGUACAGGGUAUAUCAACAUUCACGCCCUAUGGCAAUGUUUGUCAUUGACGUCACAAUUGUGGCUUGAGUUGGGUAACCACCUGGUAGCGGUGAGGAGGACAAAGCACUGUUUAACUGUUACCCUUGAUAAUAAAAUCAAAGAACUAC
This is a messenger RNA of Homarus americanus (American lobster), 5243 nucleotides long. RefSeq names its product structural maintenance of chromosomes protein 3-like (gene SMC3). Gene Ontology annotation, cellular component: chromosome. Gene Ontology annotation, biological process: mitotic sister chromatid cohesion. The coding region runs from base 130 to 3732 and encodes 1200 amino acids. The transcript has 25 exons. The record is from RefSeq and is a predicted model, not a curated record. NCBI's taxonomy places the organism in Eukaryota, Metazoa, Arthropoda, Malacostraca, Decapoda, Nephropidae. Gene Ontology annotation, molecular function: ATP binding; cohesin loader activity; ATP hydrolysis activity.